Rotaria sp. Silwood2 is the source of this 1191-nucleotide messenger RNA. Lineage: Eukaryota; Metazoa; Rotifera; Eurotatoria; Philodinida; Philodinidae. The record is from the annotation of a GenBank genome assembly.
AUGCAGCGGGGUGUCAUCAUUCAACUCCUCAUACUACUAUUAGUGAUAGUGAAUAAAUCCAAUGGUAUUUCGAGUCCUAUUAAACCAUUCACUACCUACAAACAUUCAGCUGAACUGCAGACAAAUGUUGCUGAUCUUUGGUGGAUAGUGGACGAUGCUGAACGAGAAAUUAUCUUCGAGUUCCAUGUCAAAACUACAGGAUGGAUUGCUUUGGGUAUCAGUCCAGCUGGUGGAAUGAGAGGGGCUGAUAUUGGUGUUGGAUGGGUGGAUCUGGCCGGUAUUGUACAUUUUCAAGAUCGUCAUGCAUUCGGUAUGUCACCACCUGUCAUCGACAAUACAACAACAGAUUGGUUUCCUCUACAAGGUCGUGAACAAAAUGGAUGGACAUCCAUUCAAUUCAAACGUUUGCUUGAUACAUGUGAUUCGAUGGAUGUUCCAAUCAAGUCUGGAACAAACAUUCUCAUAUUUGCAUAUGGUCUUGUCGAUCCGGAUCUGUCUCGAUCAGAUGGUGAUAUAUCAUAUCAUGAUACUCGGCGAGGCACACGCAUGAUUCCACUUCGAUCUUAUGGGAAUCCACCUUCGGAGGAGAAAUUUGCCGGACUUGAUUCAUUCGAAUUUCGUGCGCUGAAUUAUCGGGUUCCAUCGGAGGAGUCAACCUAUUAUUGCAAAGUCUACAAAGCUCCUACUCAGUUUUUGACUAAGCAACAUGCUAUUGCACACCAGGUUCUGGUUGAUUCAACUAAUCGUGAUCUUGUACAUCACUUGGUGGUUUACGAAUGUGAUCCUGCGGCUACAUUUGAUGAUGCCAAUCUGCCCGAUGAUGUGUGCGAUAACGUUUAUGCUCAUGUUCAUAUGUGCAUGUCAAAUAGCGCAAUCGUAUGGGCUGUCGGUGGUGACGAUAUUGAAGAGUUUGCUGAAGAAGCUGGCUAUCCAGUCGGCGGUGAUUUUCCCGUUAAAUAUUACGUGCUUGAAAUGCACUAUGACAAUCCAAAGCGAGCGUUGAAUCGUAUUGAUAGCUCAGGCGUUCGAUUUUACAUUGGCGAAAAGCUUCGUCAACACGAUCUUGGCUUUCUUUCGUUUGGUACAGGUCCAAGCCCGGGCUCGCUUGCCAUUCCACCGCAAGUCAAUCGAUUUCUCAUUGACUCCUAUUGUUCACCGAGAGCUACUCAGGUAUCUAUUCAGCACAAUUAG